CGGGGCUGGGUUUGAAUGUCGCGGCGGGAAGAUGGCGGCGGGACCGCCCCGGGCUCGGCCUCCGCCGCAGCCGCGGCCGCGGGGCUUCGCGGCGGCCGCUCCCGCAGGCGGGGGGAGGCCGAGCCGCCCUGCUCCGCCGCUCCCCGGCCGGCCGUGCUGAGCCCCCCGCCUGGCCUCGACCUCUCCCUGCGCAGCAGCGGCUCGGCAGGUCAAUAUCAGCAGGUAAAUGUUCCUGAAGACCAAGCAGACAAGUUGCUCCUUGCAAGCUGGGGUCUUCCCAAAGCAGUUCUGGAAAAAUACCACAGUCUGGGAGUAGUACAGAUGUUUGAAUGGCAAGCAGAAUGCCUAAUGCUUGGAAAAGUUCUGGAAGGGAGGAACCUGGUUUACUCAGCUCCUACCAGUGCUGGAAAGACUCUUGUUGCAGAAUUGCUUAUUUUGAAGCGAGUCCUGGAGACUCGUAAGAAAGCUCUUCUCAUCCUUCCCUUUGUUUCUGUGGCCAAGGAGAAGAAAUGUUAUCUACAGUCCCUGUUUCAGGAGGUGGAUGUGACAGUUGGAGGCUACAUGGGAAGCAUGUCUCCGGCUGGACGUUUCUCUGCUCUGGAUGUUGCUGUCUGCACCAUCGAGAAAGCCAACGGACUAAUCAAUAGGCUAAUAGAAGAAAACAGAAUGGACUCACUGGGAGUGGUGGUUGUGGACGAGUUGCACAUGCUGGGAGACUCUCAUCGAGGAUAUCUGCUGGAACUUCUCCUGACCAAAGUUAGAUAUGUUACAGAGAAGAUAGCAAAACGAGAGGUGAAGAUGACCAGUCCUGGUUUUGGUGGGAUACAGAUAGUAGGCAUGAGUGCUACUCUCCCUAAUUUGGGACUCCUAGCCUCGUGGUUAGAUGCAGAGCUAUACUGUACAGAUUUUCGCCCUGUGCCCCUCAAGGAGUGGGUGAAAAUUGGCAGCAACAUAUAUGACUCCUCCAUGAAUUUAGUGCGAGAAUUCCAGCCCAAGCUUCAACUGAAGGGAGAUGAAGACCAUGUUGUGAGCCUGUGUUAUGAGACUGUUUGUGGUGGCCAUUCAGUCCUGCUUUUCUGUCCAUCCAAGAACUGGUGUGAGAAGCUGGCAGACAUCAUUGCCAGGGAGUUCUACAGUUUGCAACAAGCUGAGAGUACUGUGAAAAACUCCACCCUGGUCCCAGUUGUUGUGGACAGAGAAGGGAUCAAUGAGGUUCUGGAUCAGCUAAAGCGUUCUGUCUCAGGUCUGGAUUCUGUGCUCCAGCGUACUUUGCCAUGGGGAGUGGCAUUUCAUCAUGCAGGUCUUACUUUUGAUGAACGGGACAUUAUUGAAGGAGCCUUUCGCCAAGGCUUGAUUAGAGUCCUGGCAGCAACCUCCACGCUCUCAUCUGGAGUGAAUUUACCCGCGCGCCGAGUAAUUAUACGAACACCCGUGUUCGGUGGCAAACUGCUGGACAUUCUCACUUACAAGCAGAUGGCUGGAAGGGCUGGCAGGAAAGGAGUAGACACAGAGGGUGAGAGCAUUUUGGUUUGCAAGCCCUCAGAAAGAUCGAAAGGAACUGCUCUGCUUCAGGGAUCUCUCAAGCCUGUUUGCAGCUGUUUGCUUAGAAGAGAAGGGGAAGGUGUUGCUUCUAGCAUGAAAAGAGCAAUACUUGAGAUCAUAGUGGGGGGAGUGGCCAACACUCCAGAUGAUGUGCAGACCUAUGCUUCUUGCACUCUGCUUGCAUCCAGCUUGAAAGAAAGCAAGUGGGAAAAUGAGAAAGAACAAGACAAAGCACAGCCUGGACCUAUCGAGGCUUGUGUGGCAUGGUUGCUGGAAAAUGAAUUCAUUCAGGUUCUGGACUCUGGCAAUGAUGUGAAAGCAAAGGUUUAUCACCCAACACAUCUUGGCUCAGCUACUCUUUCCUCUUCUCUUUCACCAACUGAAGCCAUGGAAAUCUUUGCUGACCUGCAGCGAGCUAUGAAAAGCUUUGUUCUGGAGAAUGAUCUGCAUAUUGUCUAUUUGGUCACCCCAGUGUAUGAGGAGUGGACCACAAUUGAUUGGUACCAGUUUUUCUGCUUAUGGGAGAAGCUUCCUGCCUCAAUGAAACGUGUGGCUGAGCUGGUGGGGAUUGAAGAAGGCUUUCUAGCUCGUUCUGUAAGAGGCAAAAUCAUAGCUAAAACAGAGAAACAGCACAGACAAAUGGCCAUCCACAAAAGGUUUUUCACCAGUCUUGCCCUUCUGGAUUUAAUCAGCGAGGUUCCCUUAAAUGAUAUGACCAAGAAAUAUGGCUGUAGUCGUGGCCAGCUUCAAUCCUUGCAGCAAUCUGCUGCCACUUAUGCAGGAAUGAUAACAGUUUUCUGUAAUCGACUGGGCUGGCACAACAUGGAGCUGUUGCUCUCUCAGUUCCAGAGUCGCCUCACUUUUGGGGUUCAUAGGGAGCUUUGUGACCUGGUACGAGUAUCUCUGCUGAAUGCACAGCGUGCCAGGACACUUUACAAUGCUGGCUUUGUCACCGUGGCUGAUCUUGCUAAAGCCAGUCCUGAUGAUGUGGCAGCUGCUCUGAAGAAUUCAGUACCAUUCAAAAGUGUUCGUAGGGCUGUGGAUGAAGAUGAAGAAUCGGCAGAGGAGCGUCGGACUGUGCGCAGCAUCUGGAUGGCUGGAAUGAAAGGCUUAACUGAAAGAGAAGCAGCUUCUGUCAUUGUGGAGGAAGCCAGGAGACUGCUGCAGCAGGAUUUGGCACUGAUGGGAGUGCAGUGGAACCCAGAGUCUUUUCUUGAGACUGAUACAUCCUCUAUGAUCAGCAGUGAGUCAGAACUGGAAGACAGACUGCAUAGGUCAGAUGGAGAGGAAUCUGCUGAGUCUUCAAGGGUGUUAAACAAAAAAGAGUUUAGAGUUCAGCAUUGUAAUGGCCUCGGUUUGCAGACUGGAAACUUAUCAAAUAUUAAAAAGGGAUAUAAAAGACGGCUAAGCAGUAGCACAGAAAAUUCCAGGUGUGAGAAUGAAGUCCCAGGCAAGAAACAGGCUCGAGCAGAGGAAGGCAAGGGUGAUAUUGUGUACAGUGCUAAAAAACUGCCAAAUACAUGCACGGGUAAUGAAAACAGGGAAGGAAUUUCUCUAAUCAAAACCAAGAUAGAUUCCAGGACAGCCAUCCCAGAGCAUCUUACUGAACAAGGAAAGACACCAACAUCGAGAACAAAGUCUUCAGCCUCUAGAUUGAUUAAAAGCACAGAUGUGCAUUUAAACUGCACUAGGAACAAAAAUACCUCUUCAAAACUGCGGAGGUCAGUUCUUGAAGGUUCAAAUAUACUUAGCAUAGACAUACAAAAUCCACCUGAUUUCCACCCCACCAUCUCUACAGAUAAUUUUUUUUCAAACCGAAAUAAUAAGGAAUUUAUGGAAACAGAUUCUUUAACUCAUGAAGUCUCAAAUUCUGUGCAGAUGGACAAAAUAAAGACUGGGAGAAAAGAUAAAAUGGAAGUAUUAUUUACAGAGCCUACCACCAGUAAUGAAGGCAUACCUAAGGGGAGAGCACGUUUGCAGGCAUCUGUUAUGUUGCAGGGUACUCCACACACCAGUGUGGAGACACAUAAUAUUAUAGGAAGUAGAGUCAUAUCCGGUAGUGCUAGGACACAGAGAAAUGAAAAUAAUGAUUAUAAGCAGAAUAAAAUUAAUAGAACUCAAACAGAUGUGAGCUCUACUGAGGCUAGGAUUGAUAGGCAGGAGAUGGCUUUAGACACAGAUCAUGGUAAUGUAACUGCGAGCUGCUCUGGAAGUGGACAUGUCCAUUGUGACAGCAGGAUACAGAAACCUAUUCAUUUUUGUCCUGGUGAGGAUAAAAUCUGCAAUAUUCAGAUUCAGAAUGGUGGCAAACAUGGGAGUGAAAAACCCAAUGGAACAUUGGAACAAGCUGGAACAUUGCAGAAAGGCAAUAGUCAUCCCAAGGUUUUUCUGAAAGAGUUUCUAGGAAAAUACAGAGGUGUUUGCAAUGCAGAUGAUGUUCAGAAUGGUCAAGCCUCUGAUAUGUUUUCUGACUCUAGAGACUUUGAAGACAGUUUCCAGUUGGAUACUCAAACUGAGAUGAUAAUAAAACAGGAGAUAGCAGCUGGAAUCACAGGACAGCAGGGAAUAGAAGGUUCAGAGCUGGCAGCAAUACCACGGCAGGAAAUCUCCAAAAACCUAAGCAGUUUAUGGACUGAGAAUGCUACUGAUGAAAGGGUGGCUGCAACAGCUAGGAAACUGAGCUUAUCAAGUCUUAUCACAAAAAAUAACAUUACCAAAAACAUAACUCAGCACUGCAGUAAUCAAGUUUUGGAGUCUGGAGCCCUUAAUUUACAGCCCAUAGUGAAGGAAAUAGAAUCUGCACCUUGCCUUAAAGAAAGUGAUUUCUCAGUGACUGACUCACAGCUACACAGUUUUCUACAAGAUUACCAGACCCAAAAUUCUGUGAAAGGGGAGAAUGUGUCUAAAGACCUUAAUAAAGCAACCUCCCAUUUUGGAAGGGAACACAUUGUACAAAUAGAAUGCCACCCUGUCCCUGAAGCAAGCCUAAAUAUGAGUGAUAGCUUGCUAUUUGAUGAUAGCUUCAGUAAUGUCACUGACCUUUCAGCUGUUUGCAUCAUGGAAGCUGACAGAAAGGGCCCUGUGGAGAAGCCAGAAGCUUUACUUCCUCCAGAUGGUCUUUUGCAGAAUCUAAGACCUGUUCAGAAUAAAUUUGAUGUCAGCGGCAAACAAGAACACAAGAAUCCUGCACAGUGUAACAAUGUGUCUCUAGCACCCUCUGAUACAAUAGCUGAAGGUUUAGGUCAUGGAAACUCCCCAUCUUUUCUGGAAGAUCUUCCUGCUACCUUUCAGGGUCAGUCAGGAUUAAUAAACCCAGUGAUUUGUAAUGACCCCAGACUGAAGGAUUUAGUAGGAGAUCAAGGUGAAAAGCUCCAGAGAAGCCAGCAAACUUUAGAUAAGAAACCCCAUCCAGUGGUAUGGACUAACUGCUCGUUUGAACUAAGCCCAGGAUUGCAGGAUGUGUUAGACAAAUGGCCUAGUCCCUCAAGCAUUGAACCAGUUUCAGUAAGUUCCUGUUUGAAAGGAAAGUUAGUUUCUCCUAUUGUUAAUCAAGAACCAGAUCUAGUUUUUGAAUCUGACUGUUGUAAGCCAGAGCCUUUGCCCACUUGCCAGGAUUUAAAAAGCUCUUUCAAGGUUAAAGAAAACAAAACAGAAAACUUGCAUCUUCAGAAAACAGAUGUCAUAACACUUCAGCUCAAGGGAAGCAGCAGAACGUCCUGUCCUCCAUCAGAUAAUAAUAAUGGAUUUAUUCCUCCAACACCUCCCAAAGAGCUUUUCCCAAAAAGUUCUUUUUCUCUUUCUGUGAAAUCUGCAAGGAAGAGGCAAGUCAUUUGCAAGAAUGAAGGACAAAUGAUUCAGCCACAGCAGAAUAGUGAGGGCAAUGCAGGGCAGCAGGUAAAAACACUCCAGGUCAGUACCGGGAGUCUAGACCCAACUGAGACUGAUGAGAUAAAAGAUGAUUCUGCUAUAGACCAAGGCUUUUCACUGCAGCUAUCUCAGGAUCCUCUUGUUCCCUUGAGUGCUGAAAGUUUCACUAUUAUUGAUGUAGCAAGCAACAAAGCACUUUUCCAGACUUUCGUUGCAGAAUGGAAGGAAAAAAGCAGAUUCUCCAUCUCAGUGGCAUGCGAAAGAACAAAAUGUCUUUUGUCUCCCAAAUCAACGAUUGGCGGCAAAUUCAAAAAAGUGAGUUCUCCUCAGCAGAUGCAAGUUAAAGAUGAUGGGUUUCCUGUCCAAGGCUAUGAAGACAUCUUGGUAGUUGGACUGGCAGUGUGCUGGGGUGGAAAAGAUGCCUACUAUAUCUCUUUGCAGCAGAUACAGGACCAGACUGAAAUCAGUAUGAGUUUGGCACCACCACCUUUGGACAAAAACCUGUCUGUAACAGAGAGACUAUACCAUCUGCAGCUGUAUCUGCAGAAGAAGCCCAAGCAGGAGCGGUCACUUAUCAUGUAUGACUUCAUUCAGCACUACAAAACUCUGCUGAUGGCUUGUGGCAUCUCCUUGGAAGGAAGUUUUGAGGACCCAAAGGUUGCAUGUUGGUUGCUCGAUUCUGACUCUAAGGAACGUACGCUUCACAACAUGGUGACUAACUUUCUCCCCAACGAGCUGCCUCUACUGGAAGCAGUAGGCACUGGCCAAGGAGUGCAGAGCCUGGGGCUCAGUGCCAGCAGAGAUCAUUCUGGGAGGUACAGAGCAGCAAUAGAGUCUGUGCUUGUCUUCAGUGUCAUGGACCAACUCCGUAGUGAAUUACAGAAGGAAAAUCUGACAGAUGUAUUUUCUAAAGUGGAGAUGCCCAUCCACUAUUGCUUAGCUCUGCUGGAGCUGAAUGGCAUUGGUUUUAGCACAACAGCGUAUGAAACUCAGAAACAGGUCAUGCAAGCUAAACUGAGCGAGAUUGAGACCAAGGCGUAUCAGCUGGCAGGCCACAGCUUCUCCUUGACCAGCCCUGAUGACAUCGCAGAGGUGUUGUUCCUGGAACUGAAGUUGCCACAAAAUGGAGAUGUGAAGGUUCAAGGGAACAAGAAAACUCUGGGUUACACCAGAAGAGCAACUGCUAAAGGAAACAGGAUUAGAUUAAGCAAGCAGUUGAGUACAACCAAGGAUGUUUUGGAGAAAUUAAAGACACUUCAUCCAUUGCCAGGCCUGAUAUUGGAAUGGAGGAGGAUCAACAAUGCCAUUACUAAAGUGGUGUUUCCACUACAGAGGGAAAAGCGAUUGAAUUCUGCAUUGGGAAUGGAAAGGAUAUAUCCAGUUUCACAGACUCAUACAGCUACAGGUCGAAUAACCUUCACAGAACCAAAUAUUCAGAAUGUGCCAAGAGAUUUUGAGAUUGAAAUGCCAACUGUGGUUGAAGAAAGCCCACCCUCCCAAGCCCGUGGAAAUGUUAAUUGUCGUGGUGUUUUAGGGGGCAGAUGUAGAAAACGUUCCAGUAUUUUGCCUAAUGGGCUAAAGUUCCAGACUGCAGACAGAUUUGAAGAAAGAGGAAUACCAUUUUCUGUUAGCAUGAGACAUGCUUUUGUUCCUUUCCCAGGUGGCUUAAUCUUGGCUGCCGAUUACUCUCAGCUUGAACUGAGGAUCCUUGCUCAUUUGUCUUGUGACUGUCGACUCAUUCAAGCCUUGAACAGUGGUACUGAUGUCUUUAAGAGCAUUGCAGCGGAAUGGAAAAUGAUUGAUCCUGAAGCUGUUGGAGAUAGGACCAGGCAACAAGCUAAACAGAUCUGCUAUGGAAUCAUCUAUGGCAUAGGAGCAAAAUCCUUAGGCGAGCAGAUGGGGAUUGAUGAAAAUGAAGCUGCCAAUUACAUUGAAUCCUUCAAAGCAAGAUACACAGGGGUUCAGAAGUUCUUAAGGGAGACCGUGCGGAGCUGCCGAAGAGAUGGGUUUGUGCAGACCAUCCUGGGAAGACGGCGAUACCUGCCAGCUAUCAAAGAUCCAAAUCCCUACAGUAAAGCUCAUGCAGAGCGACAGGCUGUGAAUACAACUGUUCAGGGAUCUGCUGCAGAUAUUGUCAAAACAGCCACUGUGAACAUUCAGAGACGCCUGGAAGCUUACUCCUCUGUGAUCAAGUCCCAUGGACAUCUGGAGAACUCCUUCCAGAGAGAUAAAACCGGAAGGCUGUCGAGAAAGAGAAAUGCGGGGAUGUUACGCCCUAUCAGCGGAGGUUUCUUUAUCCUCCAACUGCACGAUGAGCUCCUCUAUGAAGUUGCAGAGGAUGAUGUCAUCCAGGUUGCUCAGAUUGUGAAGCACGAGAUGGAAAAUGCCAUCAAACUCUCGGUAAAGCUGAAUGUUAAAGUGAGAAUUGGACCUAGCUGGGGAGACCUGCAGGACCUGGAGCUCUGAUAUGCAAUGCAGCUUUCUCACGUGUGGUGAGGCAGAAGGUGCCGAGGACUGGGCAGGGCGAGGGCCUGCGAUCACCUGCUGGCGGUGUGAUCCUCCUGUGUCAUGUUUCUACAGGCAUCGAAGCAAACUACCUUCUAAAAUGUGUGGUGGAAGCUAGUAUGAAUUCACCAAGCCAAACCCUUCAGAGCUCAGACAGAGCAGUGAAGCACAUUUACAGAACUGUAAAAUUACUAAUUGCAAAAAGAACAGUAUUAAAAUGAAUUCUGUUAUAUUAUACUUGAUAUUGUACAAAACCCCAAAGCCUAAUGAAUUUAUUACAUAUGAAAUGAGCUGGAUUACUUCAUUAAAACAAUGCACAAAGAUAA
Messenger RNA from Pipra filicauda (Wire-tailed manakin), 8240 nucleotides. RefSeq names its product DNA polymerase theta (gene POLQ). Gene Ontology annotation, molecular function: ATP binding; DNA-directed DNA polymerase activity; DNA binding. NCBI's taxonomy places the organism in Eukaryota, Metazoa, Chordata, Aves, Passeriformes, Pipridae. The coding region runs from base 16 to 7875 and encodes 2619 amino acids. Gene Ontology annotation, biological process: DNA-templated DNA replication; double-strand break repair via alternative nonhomologous end joining. The transcript is spliced from 30 exons. The record is from RefSeq and is a predicted model, not a curated record.